Messenger RNA from Maniola jurtina (meadow brown), 2347 nucleotides. RefSeq names its product hexosaminidase D-like. The transcript has 11 exons. Gene Ontology annotation, molecular function: hexosaminidase activity. Bases 233 to 1609 code for a protein of 458 amino acids. The record is from RefSeq and is a predicted model, not a curated record. Gene Ontology annotation, biological process: carbohydrate metabolic process. Lineage: Eukaryota; Metazoa; Arthropoda; Insecta; Lepidoptera; Nymphalidae.
UCACAUGUGGGUUUUCUUAUCUUUUCUUAUCACUAAAUUCCAGCUAAAUUCACUGAAUUUCUCUGAAAUUAUUUCCAAAUAUCUACAAAAUACUCAUUCCUUUACGGUUAAUACGUUGCGGAAUUAACAAGGAAACUUAAGACGGAGUGUCCUGGUACCAUUUCCGCUAAGUGUGCUUACUAUUUUAUUUAAAAUUCAGUGCUGUUUAGUCCCGGUGCGACUUCAAAUUAUAAUGCAUAAGAUAGUUCACUUGGAUUUGAAAGGUGCACCUUUGAAGCUGUCAUUUUUAGAACAGGUACUCAAAUAUAUCAAGAAAUGCGGUGCUACAGGCAUACUCAUAGAAUGGGAGGACUCUUUCCCCUACAGAGGAGAAAUAGUAGAUAUUGGUAGCAAUGCUGAUGCAAGCGGCGAUGGAAUGUAUUCUAUUGAAGAAGUGAUGUAUAUUUUUCAGUGUGCAAAGGAGAAUCAGCUUGAAGUGAUUCAAUUAGUUCAGACUAUAGGGCACAUGGAGUUUGUCCUCAAACACCCAGUGUUCAGGAAGUUACAAGAGAAGCCCAGGACACCGGCAGUGUUAUGUCCUUCACAACAGAACAGCCAGAGCUUGGUGCGUGCGAUGGUGCAACAGGUCUUAAAUGUUCAGCCUGACGCUAAAUACUUUCAUAUAGGGGCUGAUGAAGUGUGGCACACAGCAGUAUGCAUACAAUGCCAGUACAGGGCCGUAUCAAGUAAAUUCGGGAAAUUGUGCUUGUAUUUGGAGCACAUACGAGAUCUAGCCAUUUUCAUAAAGCAAUUGCGUCCGGAACUUACUAUUCUACUGUGGGACGAUAUGUUGCGGUCUACUCCUGCUGAAGUAUUGCAAUAUUACAAGUUAGGGGAGCUAGUGCGGCCCGUGGUGUGGGACUACAACAUAAAGCCUCACUUCCACAUUAACCCGCAGCUGUGGGAGAACUAUAAGACGCUAUUUCCCACCGUGUGGGCCGGCAGUGCAUUCAAAGGUGCUAAUGGCAGUUGUAAGGUCUACACGAAUGAGGAAAGGUACAUGAGCAAUCAGGAGGCGUGGAUAGAUGAAGUCAAGAAAAAUAGCCACAAGGUUGACUUUGUGGGUGUCAUACUGACGGGCUGGUCACGGUACGACCAUUUCGCGACGCUGUGUGAGCUGCUCGCGGUGUCUAUGGGCUGUUUGAGGGAGUGCUUGCGAUUGUGGAACAAGUUUUUGGACACCAACUAUAGUAAUGAAGUCAAUGAAGCGGACGUGACGCCGGGACAAGAGUUGGUGCAACACAUGCAGUGUUAUGAGAUGUUCAGGGAGCGCUCCGAGAAACUCAUACAAAGCGAUCUAUUGGCCACGUGGAUGAACCCGUGGCAAGUGGAGCACGGCUACACUUGCCCCGCGCAGCUCGAGAUCAUCGCCAACGAGUCUGUCAUGUUAAUAAGGCAGCUAACAGCGCUACGAGAGAUAUUCGUCCGCCAACUAGCGGCCAUCACCGGAAGCAGGAGCACGAAGGAAUGGCUCGGUACCUUCAUCACACCGUUACUGAACAAACUCACAGACAUACAAGACGUGGCGAUCACGCGGUACAACCUCGACGCCAGUGUGAGGCCCAUCUAAUAGGGUACAGUUACAAUAUAGGGUACAGUUACAUUGUUACGGUACAGUUACAUUAUAGGGUACAGUUACAUUAUAGGGUACAGUUACAUUGUUAGGGUACAGUUACAUUAUAGGGUACAGUUACAUUAUAGGGUACAGUUACAUUGUUAGGGUACAGUUACAUUAUAGGGUACAGUUACAUUAUAGGGUACAGUUACAUUGUUAGGGUACAGUUACAUUAUAGGGUACAGUUACAUUAUAGGGUACAGUUACAUUAUAGGGUACAGUUACAUUGUUAGGGUACAGUUACAUUAUAGGGUACAGUUACAUUAUAGGGUACAGUUACAUUGUUAGGGUACAGUUACAUUAUAGGGUACAGUUACAUUAUAGGGUACAGUUACAUUGUUAGGGUACAGUUACAUUAUAGGGUACAGUUACAUUAUAGGGUACAGUUACAUUAUAGGGUACAGUUACAUUGUUAGGGUACAGUUACAUUAUAGGGUACAGUUACAUUAUAGGGUACAGUUACAUUAUAGGGUACAGUUACAUUGUUAGGGUACAGAUACAUAAGUUGCGUGACUUUAUAAAUAGUUAGGUUAUUUAUAUUUUAGUAAACGAAACCUCACUUCAUUUAUAGACCUACAUAUUUUGAUAUUAUGUAAUAUCAGUAACUAUUUUAUAUCUGCCACAACCAAUAUACUCGUAGCUAUUUUAGUUCAUAAAAUCAUGUGAAAACUACCCAAAAAGAUAUAAAAUCAU